AUGGCUGGGGAAGACUAUGUGCUACAAGUGGAGAUGGUCUCCUACAGUAAUCCAUCCAACAUACACUCUGACGGUCUAUCUUGUGAUCCAAUCAGUAACUGUGACACCUUCUUCACCUACUGCCUGUUGCCACGUGCCAGUACUGCUGAAGUGUGUCCCAAUACUGCUCCUGGAUUUACUCUAGUCAGUAGUAUUAUCAGGGAUGGGGCAGAAAUUGACUUCUCACAACUUAAUGUUUUUGGACUCCCUAAUCCAUUCAAUCUGACUGGAAUAUCGACAGCCUGGGAGGGAGCUCAGCUUUAUAUACCAGUGGUUGAUUCUGAUAGCUAUACAUCAGAUGAUGUUAUUGUAAAGUAUCGAUUUGACAUUCUGAGUCUUUCAGUGGGAAUAACAAUCCCAUUAUUUAGGUCAUCAACUAUCGGGCCUUCUAUCACUCUGAGUGCUACUGUGUUAUGUGCUCCAUUCUACAUUGGAAGAAGUUGUGAUAUCUUCAAUCACUGUGAGUCCAAUGCUGUCACAUGCAGUGAACGAGAAACAUGUGUGAAUGGACUUACUAGUUUCACUUGCAACUGUAUCCCUCCCUAUAUCGGUGACAACUGUGAGCGCCAAAACUUUUGUAUCAACAGAAAUUGCAAUGGGAGAGGAACGUGUACAAAUGGCCUUAAUUCCUACACUUGUGUAUGCAAUGCUGGCUAUACUGGUGCUGAUUGUGAGGACAUUGAUGAUUGUGAGGGGCAGAACUGCAGUGGAAAUGGUGUCUGUAUGGAUGAGGUCAACUCUUACACCUGUGUCUGCAAUGCUGGUUAUAAUGGUGCUGAUUGUGAGGAUGGUAUUGAUGAGUGCUUGCUAAUAGAGAGGAUGUGCAGUGGCCACGGUAACUGCUCUCAUGGAAUAGCCUCCUUCACCUGCUCAUGUGAUCCUGGGUACACUGGACAGAGAUGUGAGAUUGACAUUGAUGAUUGUGUGAACGUAAACUGCAGUGGACAAGGCAACUGUACUGACAGAGUUAACGGCUUUGAUUGUGAUUGUUUCCCUGGUUACACUGAUACUAUUUGCCAGACUGACAUUGAUGAAUGUGAUGGAAUAAACUGUAGUGGAAAUGGUGGUUGUGUUGACAUGGUAAACAUGUUCCUAUGUGACUGUGAACCUGGCUACACUGGUGCUGAUUGUGAGACCAACAUUAAUGAUUGUGUGAAUAGGAACUGCAGUGGAAAUGGUGUGUGUGUGGAUGGUGUCAACUCGUUCAGUUGUGAAUGUGAGUCUGACUUCACUGGAGAGAUGUGCAACACUACACUGUCCCAUUGA
This is a messenger RNA of Halichondria panicea, 1305 nucleotides long. RefSeq names its product fibropellin-1-like. The coding region runs from base 1 to 1305 and encodes 434 amino acids. The record is from RefSeq and is a predicted model, not a curated record. The transcript is spliced from 4 exons. NCBI's taxonomy places the organism in Eukaryota, Metazoa, Porifera, Demospongiae, Suberitida, Halichondriidae. Gene Ontology annotation, molecular function: calcium ion binding.